UCAAACACAAACGCUGACACCGUUCUUCGACAGGCCAAGAUGUCUAAUUAUAGGCUACUUGAUUUUCUUCAAUAGCUAGAAAUCAUCUUGUCGUUUCGAAAUUCUUUAGGCUCAAAUGAGUUUCCGUAAGCCGGAAAGGGCUUUUACGCCGUACGGUAUCGUGUGAAAUACGAAGAUGGCACCCAAGACCAUGGAACCAAUAGCCAAGCGAAUCUUCAAAGGAGUUAUCCUUCUAGAGGUUGCUGGUGUAUUUGCAGCGUACGGGCUGUUUCAUAAAAUGAACUCCAGCAGAGAUUUCAGAGGCACAAUGAAUGAACACUUUCCCUCAAUUCUAGAAGUCUUUUACAAGUCCAGUGAGCUGUCCGGAAUCUACGGCAUCCGGGAAGCAGAUCAGCAGGCCUGGUCUGCUAAGCAGCAAUAGAGGCUCGCUGAUCCCCAAAAGAAGGAUGGUAGAACUGAGGUGUGUGGGGCGAGGUUUCAUUUCCUCCUUCCGGUUGUCUUUUUGCCCCGCCCAGCA
This is a messenger RNA of Electrophorus electricus (electric eel), 517 nucleotides long. RefSeq names its product protein CEBPZOS. NCBI's taxonomy places the organism in Eukaryota, Metazoa, Chordata, Actinopteri, Gymnotiformes, Gymnotidae. The record is from RefSeq and is a predicted model, not a curated record.